Molecule: messenger RNA, 3553 nt
Organism: Myotis lucifugus (little brown bat)
Lineage: Eukaryota; Metazoa; Chordata; Mammalia; Chiroptera; Vespertilionidae
Gene: GPT2
Product: glutamic--pyruvic transaminase 2
Biological process (GO): biosynthetic process
Molecular function (GO): L-alanine:2-oxoglutarate transaminase activity; pyridoxal phosphate binding
Source: RefSeq, a predicted model, not a curated record
CGGGGGACCUGGCGGUGCGGACGCCUGGCGCUGGGAUGCGGGAGCGGACGCCAGAGCCUGAGAGCAGCUGGAGACUCGCGCGCUAGCGGGGCCGGCCGGCGAGGGGUGCCAGGCGGCGACAGGUUUCUCCGUGCGGGUGCGCGAUGCAGCGAGCGGCGGCGUUGGUCCGGCGGGGCUGCUGCCCCCGGACCCCGGGCCCCUGGGGCCGAUGUCUGAGCAGCGCGGCCGCCGAGGCCCCGGCGGUGCUCCAAGUGCGGCCCGAGCGGAGCCCGCGCGAGCGCAUCCUGACGCUCGAGUCCAAACCGCGGGUGAAGGCGGUGGAGUACCCGGUGCGGGGACCCAUCGUGCUCAAGGCGGGCGAGAUCGAGCUGGAGCUGCAGAAGGGCAUCAAGAAGCCGUUCACCGAGGUCAUCCGUGCCAACAUCGGGGACGCCCAGGCCAUGGGCCAGCAGCCAAUCACCUUCCUCCGCCAGGUGAGCGGGCCCUCGGAGGCCGAGGCCGGCGGGGCUUACAGCGCCAGCCAGGGCGUUAACUGCAUCCGGGAGGACGUGGCUGCCUACAUCACCCGGCGAGACGGCGGCGUGCCUGCGGACCCCGACAACAUCUACCUGACCACCGGCGCGAGCGACGGCAUCACUGUCCUCUCCGAGCUGGGCGCCGUGCAGGUCAACUACUACCUGGACGAGGACAACUGCUGGGCCCUGAACGUGCAGGAGCUGCGGCGGGCCGUGCGGGAGGCCAAGGAGCACUGUGACCCCAAGGUGCUGUGCAUCAUCAACCCCGGGAACCCCACAGGUGUGGCUGCUCCUCCUUCCUUACGUGGGGUUCGUGUGGCCCGCGUCCUCUGCUUCUGGAAGGUUCCGGGGGCCGCGCUGCUGGUCCCGGAAAGCAGCCGAGCUCGCCCUGUCCCGCAGGUGUACCAGGACAACGUGUACUCCGCCGACUGCAGGUUCCACUCCUUCAAGAAGGUGCUGUCGGAGAUGGGGCCCGAGUUCUCCAGCAACGUGGAGCUCGCCUCCUUCCACUCCACCUCCAAGGGCUACAUGGGCGAGUGCGGCUACCGGGGAGGCUACAUGGAGGUGAUCAACCUGCACCCCGAGAUCAAAGGCCAGCUGGUGAAGCUGCUGUCGGUGCGCCUGUGCCCGCCCGUGUCAGGGCAGGCCGCCAUGGACAUCAUGGUGAACCCGCCGGUGCCCGGGGAGGAGUCCUUCGAGCAGUUCCUCAGGGAGAAAGAGUCCGUCCUGAGUAACCUGGCCGAGAAAGCGAAGCUGACAGAAGACCUGUUCAACCAAGUCCCGGGGAUCCGCUGCAACCCCCUGCAGGGCGCCAUGUACGCCUUCCCCCGGAUCGUCCUGCCCCCCAGAGCCGUGGAGGCCGCGCAGGCCCACAACAUGGCCCCCGACAUGUUCUACUGCAUGAAGCUCCUGGAGGAGACGGGCGUCUGCGUGGUGCCCGGCAGCGGCUUCGGGCAGCGGGAAGGCACCUACCACUUCAGGAUGACCAUCCUCCCUCCUGUGGAGAAGCUGAAGACGGUGCUGCAGAGGGUGAAGGACUUCCACAUCCAGUUCCUCGGGGAGUUCGCCUGAGGCCCCCACUGAACCCCUCCCAGCGACCUGCCUCAGGCCCCGCCCAGGCCACCGUCGCUGUCACCGCCAUCCUGCCCCAGGAGGCCUCCUUCUUGUGCCUUGAUGUGGGGAGCACGUCUCUCCCGAGCCGAUGUGAACGGGGAUGUCCCAGAAACCCUGUUUCUCUUCUUGUUUUUUGAUGCAACCAAAGUUGAGGGGACGUGGCCCGCCCGUGGGGGGCGCGUCUGGACCUGCUGCCGCCGCCGCUGCUCCCGGGGCUCAUCGGGGUGAGAGGCUGCUCCGAGGAACAAGAGGCUGAAAGUGCAGGGCUGAACCCCGGGGAGGACUGGACAUCCCAACCGCCACGUGAUCUGUGAAAUAAAACCCUUGGUGCAGAACCCAGCCCCCAGCGGGGGCCCGGAGUCCACUGCAGGCUCAGUGGGGCGCCCCCUUCUGGCCGGAGGCAGACAGUGCGUCUCAGUGCAGGGGUGCAGGGGUUGAGGGGAUGCGGGCGGGUGGUGGUGGGUACCGUUUUCCUUGUGUCCUGCAGGGGAUGAGUGGGUGUGAGCCAGGUGACCAGGCCCCCAGGGAACAAGGACUCCGUGCACCCACGAGGCUUUGGGGGUGACGGGUUGGCUGGGACCUGGGACAGGGGUACAGCCCAGCGCUAUCCCGCUAUCCCAGUCGUGUGUGGGCAGUGGCCUGGUGGUGAGUGGAUCCAUCCUGCUUUUCCCCAACAAUGGUUAGCUCUCCCAGGGCCCGGUUGAGCCUUGACACACAGCACCCUCUGCUGGCGAGAGCAGGAACAGUGAGACAGUGGCCUGGUCCUAGUGCCCGAGGGGCCUCCUCGAGGACUGGCCAGUCACCCCGUCUCCACAGCAUCCGCUGAGCCCUUGCAAACUGCGUUUGGCCCACUCCCUGCCCAUGAACUGGCCGACGCGCCUGCCGUGCAGUCGAAGUGAAGUGCAUAAAAGUGCUUCACUUCCCGCUGCGUUUGCCUCCACACCUGCUGCUGGCUGCCCUCCCGACAGCCAGGGGGCCGCAGCACCUGUCACCUCCCCAGGCUGGGGGUGGGGCACCCCCGCUUGCCGCAGCCUCCCUGGCUUAGCACACCUGGCCGGGGCCCCACCACCCUCCAGAGGGAGCAGGCGUGCCCCCUCCCACCCUGCCUCCCCAGGGGGCAGGGAGGGAGCCCAAAGGCCAGCACAGGCGUCUGGGGACCCAGCACGUCCCAAGGGGAAAAGGAAGCAGCUGGAUUGAGAAUCUGAGCUUGGAAAGCAGCCUCCGGGGCUCCAGUUUCCAGGGCGAACUCCCUGCAGCCCCCCGAGAAAAAGGCGGCCACAGCCUCGAGGAACAGGGUCUCUGGGAACUCGGCCUUCUUCAAAAAGCUCCACGUUGCCGGGGCUCUGGCAUGGUCCGGAACCAGGAUGAGCAGAGGCGGGUCUAUUUUUUAUAUUUUUGUAACAAGUGCUUUUUUCAUGGGCGGAGGGAGGGCUGGUAUUUGUAGUCUUCACAAGCCCAGUAGUUUUUUUAUAUAUAUCUCUUCGGAUUCUGAGUAACCCCUGACGUCUUUGCAAUGUUUACAUGGUUUUUAACGAUGCCGCCGCCACGUACACUUGGUUUGCCUGUCGACAGUGAAUGCAGGCCUAGCCAGGGGCGCGGGGUGGGAGCGCCGGUCACGGUCACGCACGAUCUCGUCUCCUACAGCUUCCAUCCUGGUGUCUGGUUUGGGCGCCACCAGAGAGAGACAUUGGCCAUUUGGGGCCACACUGUAAAUCCACACCCGUGAGGCUUUCUGUCCAUUUAGACCCGCAAGUGGGGGGCCUGGGGGCCGGGCUGCGCGUCCCCAGGUAUGGAUUUGCGGGAGGGGCGACAGGCCUGUCUGCCCCCGUUCCAGUCUGGAUUCUCACAGGCGUCUCCUGAGCAAGGCACUGAGGACGAGAGCUCUGCUGGGAAUUUCAAAAUAAAACACUUUGUGUCAAAAACGG